GUCAAAGAGGAAAGCGAGACAGCAUCUAAUUGGUAGUGAUUGACAUGGCCUAGAGUUACUUAUCUAGUGGUGUGGCCCAUAAACAUCAGUCUGCUCAUUUCCUCGUAGCAUUUACUUCAUUUAGCUGACUUUCAAAAGUCAAUUCGCCUACCGAGAGUUUCGACGCAUCGACACAACCAACGGCCGGAGUAGACAAACGAUGCUCCAUUCGCCAAACGUGACAGCACCUUUCACGGUCCGCAAUCUUUUAAAUUUAUCAGAAUUCAAUCCGGCAAGCUAUAAAGAAGCUGGUCCAGUCGAAUGUUUGACACACAUGACUUCGAUCCACGUUAUGCCAAACAAGAAUGACGAAAAUACAAACAACGGGCUGCCAUUACACGAAAAUCAUCAUCCGAAUUUUCUAUAUCCAGAAACGCCGAGAUCGAUGUACCUAAAGAACGAUGUGAACCACCAUACGAAUUUAAACGGAUCACACGCUCAGAUCCUCGAGUCCCCGUGCCCUCCAGUGUCAAUGGAAUCACAGUUAAACAAGUCAGAAAGCCAAGAGAUCACUCAAGAGCUUCAACAUACACAACACACUUCGCCGAACGCCAACGAGAUGCAUCAUCAAGUCACAAAUCCCAACUUAGCCUCAACCGAAGUACCCAACAAACAGAAACGUAUACGACGGAAACCGCGAGUCCUGUUUUCCCAGGCGCAAGUAUACGAGCUAGAAAGGCGGUUCAAGCAACAAAAGUACCUCUCAGCCCCCGAGAGAGAUCACCUCGCCAGCAUGCUAAAACUAACAUCCAACCAGGUCAAGAUCUGGUUCCAGAACAAACGCUACAAAUGCAAGAAACAAGCGCUUGAAAACAAAGCACGGACAGCUGGAAUGGAGUCGUGGUAUGGCCUGCCGCCAGAGCCGCGCAGAGUGGCCGUGCCUGUUCUCGUACGAGAUGGUGAACCUUGCUUGGGAAGAGAACCUUACGGUUUAAAUAUGAACAUGAAUAUGAACAUGAACUUCGCCCCGCAUUACAUGAACAUGUACCCACCACCGCAAAACAACCAUCUAACAAACAGAACAUGGUAACUGUUAAGUCUAGCGUCGCCGAUAAGCGAAGGUAACAAGCUUUUGCUAUGACACUGCAAAGCAGGACAAGAAUGAACAACUCUUAUCAGUGACACUAAGCAGAGACGCGAGAUAUUUAAAAUUUUCUGGAGAAAAUGAGAUACGAGUUACAUUAGCCAGAGAGUAAUGUAGAAAGCAAGUAAAGGUGAUAUUUAGAGGAUAUUUUUAAGAAAAAAUUACUCCCUCUAUCGUGUAAAAUAAAGAAAGGUAAGAAAUGUUAAUAAUUGUUGAUACUAAAGAUUUAAACACUGUACUAAAUGCAUACAUCCCAUCGCUCCUUGUACACAUUUUUAAAUCAUGUUAUAUAAGCCUGUUGUGCGAGGUGCUAGUUUACUACCUUGCACUGAUAAAUUUCACACGCAAAGAUAGUGUAAUAUUUCACCAAAGAUAUACCGUUUCCCACAGACAAAGUCAAAGCAAAAAUUUAUAAAUAGGUAAAAGUUAGACAAAUCAAGAUUUGUUGAACGUCAUAAGCUGAAUACACGUGCGGCACUGGUCAAUUCAAUAUCGAGUGAACACGGAUAUAAUACACAAUUGACAUCAUUCUCCAGUAUUGAGCGUUGGUUAAGCUAGAAUUAAUUCAAGCAACUUUUAAAUUAUCACAGAAAAUAGUAUUAUUAACUAGACGUGUUUUAUGAAUAGCAGUUCUAACUUCGUGCCAUUUUUAUCUAUCAUUUUACGUGAGAGCCAGCUUUAAGGUUGGAUUGUCAUAACUUGUGUGUGAAAUUUAGCGCUAUCUUGAUGACGAGUGCGAGAUAAGCAAUUGAGUAACAAGAAACUUGUCAGGGUGACUCGUGUGUGUGUGUGUGUGUGUAUGGGUUUUAUGUGCUUUCCUCCGAUACAAGAAUAAUUAACGAUAUAAGCAGACAGAAACUGCUUGGAACAGAUAUACCACGAGUGUGAAGAUAGCUUUUAAAGAAAUGACAUUCACUACAUGUUAAUUGGCGAUUUAUGGUGCACACAUUGUGAAAAGAAGCCAAGACCAACGAGAUGCAAAAUAACAGGGCUAUUAUCUUUUAUCCAUUAAAAUAUAUGUUCCGUGUCUCAAAUAUGGAGAUGAAGUCAGUGCUUUUAAAUCUGCCGGCUUGCUUAUGUCAGCUGUUCAAUAGCACGGGACAUCCUUUCGUACUUUUUUAACGUAAAUAUUUCUAUUUUUUGGUUUAUUUCAACACGUGUUCUUUUAAACGAAUAAAAUUACAAAGUUGAAAAC
Orbicella faveolata is the source of this 2318-nucleotide messenger RNA. RefSeq lists its product as uncharacterized. The record is from RefSeq and is a predicted model, not a curated record. NCBI's taxonomy places the organism in Eukaryota, Metazoa, Cnidaria, Anthozoa, Scleractinia, Merulinidae. Gene Ontology annotation, cellular component: nucleus. Gene Ontology annotation, biological process: regulation of transcription by RNA polymerase II; cell differentiation. Gene Ontology annotation, molecular function: DNA-binding transcription factor activity, RNA polymerase II-specific; RNA polymerase II cis-regulatory region sequence-specific DNA binding.